This is a messenger RNA of Fusarium redolens, 4433 nucleotides long. RefSeq names its product CHAT domain-containing protein. The coding region runs from base 236 to 4159 and encodes 1307 amino acids. Gene Ontology annotation, molecular function: protein binding. Lineage: Eukaryota; Fungi; Ascomycota; Sordariomycetes; Hypocreales; Nectriaceae. The record is from RefSeq and is a predicted model, not a curated record. The transcript has a single exon.
GUCUAGAACGGCACAAGUGGCUGGCUGACGUUUUCAUCACAAGCUUUGCUGUUAGAUCUGACGGACAUCGUCAAGACUAACGAAAGCUUUCCCGUACUAAUAAUGUUGCUGAGGAAAUAGAGUGGGGCCACUCUGAAGUCUAGAUUGAAAACAAAGAUGUCGUCUCAUCUUAGCGUCCCAGGCAAACCCAUGCUUACACCACCAAGUGUUCGCAGCCGACAUUUACAACUUCCUUAUGGAUUCCACCAUGUUCAACCCAUACCAUCCAGGCGCCUCUGCUGGCGUCGUCUCCAUACUGGCAAAGGACUUGUCGGCUUCAUUUACGCAUCGGGCAUUACCACUGAGCGAUCUUGGCCACAACAAGGCUUCGGCAGAGGCGCAUCUCCAUCGGUUCGAUCCCGUCCAGACGUCUGCCAGCAAAGCGCGAGCCUUUCUUGAAUGUGGCAUUGCCUGCCUACUCCAGGGUGAGACACUGGCGGCCUUUGGGUACUUCAAAAAUGCAGCAGGCAUAUCAUGUGACGACCCGGGGCUCUAUCUCCUCACGCUAUGCUACGGUCUUCAUUGUCUGUUCCUUACGUAUUAUUGGGCGGCGGGCUCCCAAACAGUACCGGCCGACGAAAUGGAUCCCCUCUACGACCUACAGAAAGCACUACCGUUCUGGGUGAACCGGAUCAUUAGGGUGGAGCAGUCUGUUGGCUGGUCUGCCGCAUGUCAGGUGCGGCGCCUCCUCGAGCAGCAACGCGCUGCUGUUUCUCACCCCAUAGGAAGUUCGCAACAGCUACAGACAGUACAGAAGCUUGAAUGGGACAUAGAGUAUCUCGCCUCAUCCGGAGUGCCAUUCCAAACCACUGCUCCGCUGCUGCUAGAGAUGGCUGGCCUCCAUCGACGAGCGUCGCGCUCAGCGUCCCAUGCCGAAGCCAUGGUACUCCAGCUGCGGCAUGAAUACUCUCGCGUCGGCGAUAUUGUAGGAAUAGCGCACUGUGAAGUGAAACUCGGCGAUCUUGUUUGCGCCCCGGCCGGACCGCCAGAGUACUGGGGCAAUACAGUUCGUCCUGGCCUGGACAGCACCGUGUCCGAGCCGCUCUCGGGCUUCUCUGAACUGCCUGUUACUCCUGACCAAAUCGACAAGGCGGUUCGUCACUACGAAAUCGCACGUUCUUUUUUUGAGCAAGCUGGUUUCUGGCGUGGAUUCGCUUCGGUAGAGCUGCGCCACGGCUAUAUAGCGAUAUUGCGAGCACGCAAUACCACCGGUGAUGAAAUAUUGCGGCACCUCCAGGAGGCCUUGCGAUAUUGUACUGAGGCGCAAAGCCAGUUUGCAGCCUGCGGUGACAUUGUUGCGUUUCAGACAGCUCGCGCACAUUCAAUCUUGGUCCGCGUCGCUCUUGGGCAGCGUCCAGAGGAUACAACAUCGGCAAGGGAAAUCGGGGUUUGGGGUCGAACAAAGGGCAGCAUCAGCUACACGAUGGGACUUGGUCUCUUCCUGGCCGCACAGGCGCAACUCUGGAUAGCCAGCGAGGGCGAGUAUGAGCGGGGCGUGGCAGCGUUGCGACUGGCUGAGGCCCUGUUUGACGGCCUGGGAUUGCCGCGGUCUUUCACGGCGACCAUUGGGGACCAGAUGUUGGUCCACGACAUGCUUGGAGAGCAUGACCGGUUUGUAAUUACAGCCGAGCGAGCGCUGAAGGUGUAUACAGCGCUAUUCGAAACGGCCGGUUCACCUUCGCUUGCCUCCUGGGCCAGGACGCGAGCAGCCCACAUCUUGGACCGUAUGGUGCGCCGGGCCAUAGAACGAGAGGACGCGGACCAGAUAGCGAGCGCGGUUUCAAGGCUCCGGCUGAUACAUCCUCGGCAGCCUCAUCAGUCAGCCCAUCCCUUGGCCACAGCAGAUGCGCUUAGCCAGAUAAUCAGCAAACUAGACCUGGCUAUUUCUGACCCGUCCUCAUUUCCCGCCAUGGAUGACUUGGACGUCAACUUGGUCGGAGAAGUCGUGUCAGUACAGAACACAGAGUCACUUACCCAGGCAGCCGAGUUCCAGGAGCUCAUGUUCCGGGCAAAACGUGCCCGGAGACACGGCGAUAUGAGCAAAGCCCAAGACUUCUGGGACCAAGCUGAGGUCAAGGCACAACAGAGCGAGGACCCGCACAUGGGGAAGCUUCUGCUGGCAGCAGUCACAGCAGCUCGUAAACAGUACGACAACUCAGCCUCACACUUACAUGCCUACUGCAAAUCGAGACUGAGAAAGGCAGAGGAGUCGGCUCGGCGUGCCCGCCAAUCUGCGCCAGAUGUGCAGCAGUUCCUUGGACAGCAGUCGGCUGAGAUUUACGCGCAGACAUUCCCAGGUUUUGCAGGCAUCAAAAAGUUUGACGAGGCCCGAGAGAUACUUGACGUGCUUCUGCAAAUACGCGGUCAUGACUGGUGGAAGGUGGGUGACGCAGUUGCCAAUCUAACAGCCGCCGCCCAAGUAAACGAGGGUCUAGAGAAUUUCGCACCUGCAUGGAAACUCUACCAACAAGCUAUACAGAUAUUCGAGGAUAGGCGUGGGCGGCUGUCACUUGACGAGUACAAGUUGUCUCUCGCUGGCAGUUCUCGGCUUCAGGGGCUGUAUUUCAAGGCCGCCAGGACCGCUGUCAAGUGGCAUUACAGCCUGCUCCGCGACACGGUUUCCGUGUCCACACAGUCGCAGCAGUUGUCAGAUGCCUUUCGAACACUCGAGAGGGGAAAGACUCGCAGUCUUCUUGACCUGAUGGCCGCUGGGUCGUUGAUGUAUGGCCGAUUUGCAACACCUGAACUUGCCGUGUGGGACGAAUACAGACGGAUAGGCGCGUCUCUUGCUGCCAAGCGAGGCAUUCUCCGGCAGAACUACGCAGCAGAAACCCUCGACAGGGACAGGAUCAGGACGCUAGAAGCAGAUAUAUCCAAAACGGAAGCGAGAUUGCACCAACAAGAAGAACGCCUCUUCGCUGACGAGUCCCCUAUGGCCCGGCGCUUCGUCACUCCAAGUGACGUAAGCGACAUUGGCACUCUCCGGUCGCAGCUCGACGAGGAUUCUGUUAUCCUUGAAUAUUCGUACCGUGGCGAUGACCUCGUCGCAUGGGCAAUCACUACGGACGGCAUAGUCGAGGUUUAUCACCGCUCCGUCUCCGAAUUCGAACUAGAGCUUCGCGCGACGAGAUUCCAAGAGCAGUGCCGACGGGCAGCAUCACCAGAUGUAGAGUUGAAAGAGUCUCGCUCCACAGACGGGCAGUGGCUUGCGGACCUUCUUUUCCCGUUCGAGGCCUCGAUGGACAAAUUCCAUUUCAUCAUCGUUCCCUACCGAGCCUUACACACUCUUCCUUUCCACGCUUUGCCGUUCAAAGGGGGUCCACUGCUAGCAUUGCACUCGGUGGCAUACCUGCCUAGCGCGAGCUGUAUGUCAUAUCUCCAAACAGCAAGCGACGACAAGGUGGGGUUUAGGGUGCUCUCUAUUGGCAACCCCUCUAAUAUGGAGUAUGAGGACGUCCUCUCAGGGGCCAAGCAUAGCCUUGCGCCGUUGGGGUUUGCUGAGGCCGAGGCGAGAACCGUCGGCCAGGUCAAUGCCGCAAGCAGGUCCCUCAUCGGCCCAGAAGCCACCAAGGAUGCUGUAAUAGGCAUGAUGGGAGACUUUGACAUACUGCACUUCGCAACGCAUGGGCUGCUAUGCCCCGAGGUGCCCAUGAUGUCAUCUGUGGCCCUUGCAGAGGGCAAACAGCUCACCGUGGGCGAGCUCCUGGGUCGGCGUCUCAAGGCAUCCCUCGUGGUCCUCAGCGCAUGCGAUACUGGCGUGGGAGAGCCGACCGACGGAGACGACAUGGUGGGGUUUGCUCGCUCUUUGUUGGCAGCUGGUGUGCAGGCAAUUGUCGUUAGCCUCUGGCCAGUACAUGACCUGGUGACCAGCAUUCUCAUGAGGGAAUUCUACCAACAGCUGCAGAGAAGCAAGCAAGGCUCGGUAGCACUCAGAGAGGCUCAGCUGGCAGCUAGGAACCUAACGACGGAGAAAAUAUACCAAUAUACUCGAGACAUUCGAGAGGGAGCCUCCAUUAGCGUCGACAAAAGAUCAAUAGCCCCUCAAAAAGCGCAGGAGCGAGUAAAAGACUACUCACAUCCUAGGUUCUGGGCCCCAUUCAUUUAUAUUGGAGUCCAAUAGUGACAAGAGCCUUAACGUCAAUUGACUCCGAAACAGCUGGUUUAGUGGGAACUAUAGAGGUCCUACUAGGAGCAAUCUUCCUCGGUUCGAGUCCCAGUGUCAUUAAUUUCUUUUUUUAUUAAAACUUAAGAGAGAGGUCUUGUUAUUAAUUGAAGCCCUGUUAUUUCAAAAUGAAGAAAUGGAUUUAUUUCUAAUCUGACUAAAAAUGCUUAAUUUAUCUAUAUAAUAUUAUUAAUUAUAGCUAGAUAAAAGCCCGCCCUGGUGUAUUAAGUGG